AUGGGAGACACCCCGCUGGCGUCGUUGUCUCUGACUCAUGUCCACUAUAAUCCCGAGGACCAACUGUCGUUUGCUUCGGCAUGGCUGGCCCUGAUUCCACAGGCACUAUGCGUCUCGUAUGCGACCUUGAUCUGGUCGACAAGAGAGGUGGAAGUGAUCAUGAUGUUUGUAGGACAGAUGGGCUGUGAAGCAUUGAACUUUGUCCUGAAGCGCAUCAUCAAGGAAGAGCGACCGAGAGAAAUGUUUGGCAAAGGAUAUGGCAUGCCCUCUUCACACGCCCAAUACAUGACCUUCUUCUCCGUCUAUCUCACCUUCUUUCUGCUCUUCCGUCACAGCCAAGCCUCUGCCAGCUCCUAUCCCAAUGUCGCCGUCCUCCUUCGAGUCCUAGUCAUGCUGGCCCUUUGCAUUGGAGCCGCCGCUGUCGCUGCCAGUCGAGUCUACCUCAACUACCACACCCCGAGACAGGUCCUCGCCGGCUGUGCGGCUGGGUUCGUUUGCGCGUGUGGCUGGUUCAUGAUUACCAGCCUGCUGCGAAGCACUGGAUGGGUUGAAUGGGCCAUGGAGACCACUGUGUCCCGCUUGGUUAGAGUCCGUGAUCUCGUAGUAAGUGAGGACCUGGCCGAGGCCGGCUGGCAACGAUGGGAGUCUCAGAGAUUGAAGCGUCGCGGUCUUAGUAAAGCAAAGAAGUCGGAGUAA
This is a messenger RNA of Penicillium paradoxum, 696 nucleotides long. Its product is annotated as phosphatase PAP2 family protein. Gene Ontology annotation, molecular function: dolichyldiphosphatase activity. The transcript is spliced from 3 exons. Bases 1 to 696 code for a protein of 231 amino acids. Gene Ontology annotation, cellular component: endoplasmic reticulum membrane; intracellular membrane-bounded organelle. Gene Ontology annotation, biological process: protein N-linked glycosylation; lipid biosynthetic process. The record is from RefSeq and is a predicted model, not a curated record. Lineage: Eukaryota; Fungi; Ascomycota; Eurotiomycetes; Eurotiales; Aspergillaceae.